Messenger RNA from Manihot esculenta (cassava), 4374 nucleotides. RefSeq lists its product as uncharacterized. Gene Ontology annotation, molecular function: ATP binding; protein kinase activity; protein binding. The transcript is spliced from 9 exons. The record is from RefSeq and is a predicted model, not a curated record. NCBI's taxonomy places the organism in Eukaryota, Viridiplantae, Streptophyta, Magnoliopsida, Malpighiales, Euphorbiaceae. The coding region runs from base 533 to 4210 and encodes 1225 amino acids. Gene Ontology annotation, cellular component: cytoplasm. Gene Ontology annotation, biological process: signal transduction; protein phosphorylation.
UAUUAGCAGGAGAAGUCACUCAUGUUUUCCUAAAAACUUUGAAAUUCGCAUCUAAAGGAGUUUAAAAACGGGAAUCAUAAUAUGAAAGAGGUAGAUUUUGAGGGAAAUGAGAGAAACUGGGAUGCAAAAUGGGGAGGCAUGUUUAUCUUGCUAUGAUUUCAGCUUAAACAGCUACUAUUUUUCAUAUUCUGUAAUUGCUUUCGGUGGUUCUCGCAAUCCUUCUUGAACCCAAAAUUCAUGCUUGCUUCGCUACUUAGCCUUUGUCUUUAUUUCAGUCACACCUUACCAUAUUUAGAGUUGCUGUUGAAGCUAUUGAAGAUGUCUUAAAGCGGAUUUGGACCUGGAAAGUGACAUAAGAUUCUUCCUUGUUUCAGUAUUUUUGGGCAAAAUCAUAUUUUCUGCAUCUCAUUAUGGUUAUUGAGCUAGCCUACGGGCAAAGUUUGUAACUUGGUAUGCAUUUGAUGGGCUGUUCAAAUGCAUGUUUCAUUUACUCUUCAUUGCAUUGGGGUUAAUCCCAAUCAAGGCAAUUUAAAUGGAGAGAAACCUGAACAAUAUUGCAAUGGAACAUUCAGAUAUACAUAAACAAUUUCAAUAUAGUUCCAGGGAAUCUGGACAUGAGGGAUUCCCACCUGCAUCACAAGCAUUUAUGCUAGACCCUAGAAGCAGCAGAAAUAAUAAUAUGGGACUUCCUGACCAAAAUAUAUCAGAGGUUAAACCUGUACUUAAUUAUUCCAUACAAACAGGUGAGGAGUUUGCUUUUGAAUUUAUGCGUGACAGAGUUAAUCAUAAGAAGCCUCUCAUACCAAAUGCUGUGGGAGAUCCAAAUUAUGCAACGGGAUAUAUGGAACUAAAAGGCGUGUUAGGCAUUAGUCAUACAGGGUCUGAAAGUGAGUCAGAUAUAUCAAUGCUCACAAUGGCAGAGAAAGGUCCAAAAGAAUUUGAAAGAACAAGCUCAGCUUUGCGUGAUGAGAGAAGCAACUAUGGGUCAGUUCAGUCAGUACCACGAACUUCAUCGGGUUAUGGAAGUCGAGGAGCUAUGCAUGGUUAUAAUUCCUCAGGAGCCUCUGACAGCUUAUCUGGAAAGAUGAAAGUUCUCUGCAGCUUUGGUGGGAAAAUCUUACCUCGUCCUAGUGAUGGAAGGCUCAGGUAUGUUGGAGGUGACACACGCAUUAUACGUAUAACUAGGGACAUAUCAUGGCUGGAGCUUAAGCAGAAAAUUUUAUCAAUUUAUGAUCAAGCACAUGUGAUAAAAUAUCAACUUCCUGGAGAGGAUCUUGAUGCCUUGGUUUCUGUUUCAUCUGAGGAGGAUCUGCUUAAUAUGAUGGAGGAAUGGAAUGAAGUUGAAGAUAGAGAAGGAUCACGAAAGCUUAGGAUGUUCUUAUUCUCCAUGAGUGAUUUAGAUGAUGUUCAGUUUGGCUUGGGUAGUGUGGAAGGUGAUUCUGAGAUUCAGUAUGUAGUUGCUGUUAAUGGCAUGGACGUGGGAUCCAGAAAAAACUCAAUCCUGCAUGGUUUGCCCAGCUCUUCAGCAAAUAAUUUAGAUGAGUUAGAUAGACUAAAUAUUGACAGGGAGACGAGUAGAGUUGCAACUGGCUCUGUUGGGUUCAGUACUUCGCCAUUGACCGCACAGCAAAUUGAUCAAAGUUUCUCCAAUGCCUAUGAAACCCACCCGCCGUUUUAUCAUGGCCAGUUGAUGGAUCACAGAGAAACUCAGCAGUCCCUGCUGCACAAUCGUCGCAAUUCUUCCAGUUAUGCUCCUCCUGAAGAAACUCCUCAUUCAGUGCCCCUUCAUGGGGUUAUUAAUCAACUAGGAGGUUUUAAUGAAGAACGUCCAGGUAAUUCACAGAUAUUGGUGAAGGAGGAGAAGCCAAAGCCUGAUGGUUCAGUUCAGCAAGAGAGUGAACCUGAAAAAACUCGUCCUAUAGAAAAAGUUUACCCUGUUCCAGUUGAAGAAGCAUCCUCUGGAGUUCCACCUCAUGGACAUAUUCAUUCUCUGCCCCCCAAAAACGAGGGAAGGUACCAGGAACCUGACAAGGUCUCUUCUUCUGUUGAUGCUGUGAAUUCACUCCAGGUUCGCAAGUCUAGUGAAGCUGCUCAAAGUUCCCCAUCUGAUGGUACAUUUGACCCGGUAUAUGAUGAUUCUGCUUCCAAUUUGAUUGACUUAAGUUACCUUGAACCAUCAGUGCCCCCUCAGAGAGUUUAUUAUUCAGAAAGGAUACCACGGGAGCAAGCAGAGUUGCUAAAUAGGUUAUCAAAGUCUGAUGACUCUCUUGGUUCUCAGUUGCUUACUUCCAUUGCAGAAUCUGUUGAAAAGUUGCAUCACAGUGAGCUUGCUCCACAUUCGGAGCAUUCCACAUCAACUUCAAGACCAUCAUAUGCAGGCACUCAAACCAUCACGGAGUUUGCUGAUGCAGUGCCUCAGAUGAAUAAAAAUGUUUCUGAUUCUGAAGAUGUGCUUGACAAGAAUGGUGCUCUUAAGGCUAACUAUGAUAAAGAUUACACCACAAGCAAGAAUAAGAAACGCCUUGAGGAAAUGGGAGAAGCUGGAUCUGGAUAUCUUGCUGUGCGCCAGGUAACUGCUGCCGUGCCUCAUAAGGAUCCUGCAUCUAAUCUUUCAGAGCCUAAACGAGUUGAGACCACUGGCAAAGAUUUUGCUAGUAAUAACAAUCUUGAAUAUUCUCGGCCAUCUUUGGGGACAGACAGCUCAACUAAAGAUGUUGCCAAAGGGAUUGCCCCUGUUGGUGUUCCAGCUGCAAAGCAGGCAGACAUCAGUAUAGAUAUUAAUGACAGAUUCCCUCGUGAUUUCCUUUCCGAAAUAUUCACCAGGGGAAUGCCUGCUGACAAUUCAUCUGGUGUUAAACCAAUUCACAAAGAUGGAUCUGGGGUGAGUGUGAACAUGGAAAAUCAUGAGCCCAAGCACUGGUCAUAUUUUCAGAAGUUGGCACAGGAAGGUUUUGUUCAAAAAGAUGCUUCUCUUGCCAACCAGGAUCGUCUUGGUACUCUAUCUUCCAUUUCAAAAGCUGAAGAAGGAGAUCAGAAAUCUAAUCAUCAUACACCUUUGACAACUGAUGGAAUGUCAAUAGACCAUCAGUAUUCCCAAAUCAUUUUUGGUGAAGACAUAAAGGAAGAUUUACCAGGAACAGCAGGAGCUGACUCUCCUUUGCUUUCAGAUUUUCUUCAUUCUAUAGUGAAAAACAGUGAAAGUGUGCAAUUUGAUGCUAUGAUGGAGAACCUAAAGUCACCAGAUUCAUGCUACAAGGAUGCAGGGUUGGAAGCUAGGACUGGUGGCCUACCUCCUUUUGAUCCAUCUCUGGUAGAUUUUGACAUCAAUACCUUUCAGCAGGUCAUUAAAAAUGAAGAUCUUGAAGAGCUGAGAGAACUGGGUUCUGGUACUUUUGGGACUGUGUACUAUGGAAAAUGGAGGGGAUCAGAUGUUGCCAUCAAGAGGCUAAAGAAGAUAUGCUUCACUGGUCGCUCAUCAGAAGAAGAGAGAUUGACAUUAGAGUUUUGGAAGGAAGCUGAAAUCCUUUCUAAGCUUCAUCAUCCAAAUGUGGUAGCAUUUUAUGGUGUGGUGCAAGAUGGUCCUGGAGGGGCUUUGGCUACUGUGACCGAAUACAUGGUUGAUGGUUCUCUUAGGCAUGUUUUACUUAAGAAGGACAGGUAUCUAGAUCGUCGAAAGCGGCUACUAAUAGCUAUGGAUGCUGCAUUUGGAAUGGAAUAUUUGCACUCAAAGAAUAUUGUGCAUUUUGAUUUGAAAUGUGAUAACUUGCUUGUGAACUUGAAAGAUCCCCAGCGGCCAAUCUGCAAGGUUGGUGAUUUUGGCCUGUCAAAAAUAAAACGAAAUACCUUGGUUUCUGGAGGUGUGCGGGGAACUCUACCAUGGAUGGCACCAGAACUGCUAAAUGGCAACAGCAAUAAGGUCUCAGAAAAGGUAGACGUUUUCUCAUUUGGAAUUGUCUUGUGGGAGAUCCUCACCGGUGAGGAGCCAUAUGCCAACAUGCACUAUGGCGCUAUCAUAGGAGGAAUUGUAAAUAACACAUUGAGGCCGAGCAUUCCAAGCUUCUGUGAUCCUGAAUGGAAAAGACUGAUGGAGCAGUGUUGGGCCCCUAAUCCUGCAGUCAGGCCAUCCUUCACUGAAAUUGCUGGUCGAUUGCGAGUAAUGUCAACAGCUGCUGGCCAAACUAAAGGACACAGCAACAAAACAUCAAAGUAAAUGUGAUGCAACACUGCCAGUCCAUUGUGUUUGGAUUGCUUAUGUUUAAGAAGGAAUUAUAGAACUGAAUUAUUUUUGUGUCAUUAUGCUAGAUCUAUUGUUUUCAAUUGUAAUGGCGUUUUGUUAUUGAAGAAAUUCAAAACCAUUUUGGGUGUUUUGUUUCC